CUCGCUACAGUUUCAAGGGGCCGGGAGAGUCUGUUUUUCUUCAGAGCAGCCAUGAGCAAGCGGAACCAGGUGUCCUACGUGCGGCCAGCCGAACCGGCUUUCCUGGCCCGCUUCAAGGAACGAGUCGGCUACAGGGAAGGGCCCACCAUAGAGACGAAGAGAAUCCAGCCUCAGCUCCCAGAUGAAGAUGCUGAUCACAGUGACAAAGAAGAUGAACAGCCCCAAGUGGUGGUUUUAAAAAAAGGAGACCUGUCAGCCGAAGAGGUCAUGAAAAUUAAAGCAGAAAUAAAGGCUGCUAAAGCAGAUGAAGAACCAGCUUCAGCUGAUGGAAGAAUCAUGUAUCGAAAACCAGUCAAGCGUUCCUCGGAUGAAAAGUAUUCAGGUUUAACAGCAAGCUCAAAAAAGAAGAAGACAAAUGAAGAAGAUGAAAUAAAUAAGCAGGACUCGGUUAAAAAGAACUCACAAAAACAAAUCAGAAACAGUAGCCUCCUUUCUUUUGACAAUGAAGAUGAAAAUGAUUAAGUGUAAAUAUUUUGGACUUAGUCUUCUCAGAAUUUUUGGGAUUUUUUUUAAAUAAUAUUUUUUCCCUAUUAUAAAGAUAAUACAAGUUUAUUGGAGAAAAUUUAGACAGUACAGAAAACACUCAGUAAGAUAAAAACCAUGUCUAUCAGUCAACACUCUUGACCUAACUGCUAACUCUUUAGGCUAAACCACCACUAACAUUUUGGUUACUUCUCAUGUGUGGGAUGUGUGUAUAUAUAAAAUUUAUUUUUGUAAAGAAAA
This is a messenger RNA of Sus scrofa (pig), 783 nucleotides long. RefSeq names its product KIAA1143. The record is from RefSeq and is marked provisional. Lineage: Eukaryota; Metazoa; Chordata; Mammalia; Artiodactyla; Suidae.